AUGAAUCCCGACCCUGAAAAUGAAUAUUACGAAGAUGUAUUGCCAUCAUUUGAGAUGCACAAUUACCUGUUUAAUCGAACGCUUUUUGAUACCGAAAGAAUCCCUCAAUCGGGUUUGCCCCAAUACGGGGAAUCGUAUCCUGAAUCCACCACAUCUUCGCAGUCUGUAGCUGCUGGGAACCAGAUCUCGCCAAUUGACAAUCCUGAUCUACUGGUACUCAAUAAUCUGAAUACCCUUCAGACAAUCGAUUUGCCCCUCAAAGUGUCUAUCGUCUUUACGAAAAAAUUCCCUAUUUUUGGAGAACCUUAUGAAAAAGAAUCUCCUCUUCGAUGCUACCAGCCCGGAGAGAUGAUUGUGGGAUUUGUGACUAUCGAGAACACGUGUAAUGAAAUCAUCCCGUUUGAAAUGCUUCUUGUCUCACUCGAGGGAACGAUGACUGCGCCCCAGUCUCCUAAUAGCACCUGCUCCAAAUAUCACCGACAAACAUUUUUGAGAACCUACGACCUGAGUGCUUGCUUCCACCACGGCUGUAUAAACCCAACUCCAUAUAAGAUGGGAGAAUGCUUAUCAAGAGACCCUGUCGAUGACACCUUGUACGGAUUCGGUGACUUGAAAGAAAUUUUCCCGGGAGCCAAGCACAAAAAAUGUUUUGCGUUCCGACUGCCCUCAUAUCUGCUAGAGACUUCUUGCUCUAGUAGUACGCUCGAUCACUUGCCAGUGCCCCCGAGCUUUGGAGUGAGUCCGUUUGCUUUAGGUGGCAAGGCAAUGGAUAUCAGAGUCAAUGAAGCUCUUGGCUACGGUAGAGCAGAUGAUCAAGGGAUUCCCAUUGUGACCAAUGACUUCUGCGACAAGGGCCUGUCAAUUACCUACAGUGUCAAUUUGAGGUUACUGGGAAGACCGCAGGAGCUUUAUAAGAGAUUUUACAAGCGUCAUACAACUCAUGACUACCAGUUUAUCAUUGUGAGAGACUUCAGCAUUCCCUUCCGAUUUACUAAUACUAAUAUUCCAGCAUGCUACGAUGGCAGAGAUGCCGAGAAACAGAUAGACAAGAUUGAACACCAAGUGGCAGAGACGCUAGUUGAUCUUGAGGAACGUCGAGGCUUGAUUGAAGCCGGUAUUACGGACACUAAAGAACAAGACCAGCUAUUGGCAGCAGAAGGUACUGACAAAAAGAAGUCUUUUGGUUCUCCCACGGAUCCAUGCUUGAAGACUGCGUCAAAAAUCAGGCUGGGUAAAGGGUUUUUGAAGACUGACACACAAUUCGAGGUCGAGAUUCAGAGCACAGAUGGGAUGGCCUUGAGCUCAUUUGAACCUGCUCCUUUGAAAAGAGUUGCUUUGGCUAGCACCAAAGAUAGUUCUAGUCAACUUCCGCGGUACAAGCCGUCCACAUUUUCAAGCAGCUCAUCAGUUUUUGAAGACGUUAGUGUGUCUACUGUUCCUACGGAGCUCAAUGCAGAGCUUACCCACAUCAAUUUCGUUUUGAGAACAACCGACAACGUACUACCUCAAGAGAUUACGGUGAAACCUGGCUUGAAAGCUUUAAACAUAUACUCCGGCCACCAUCUUCCUCUGGUGUUCAACGAAAAUACCCCUUGCAACUUUUACGAGCCAAGUGUAUUUUUUAAAAUCAACAGGAAGUUUGAACACUACGUAUGGGAGCUACAACGCCUUGCUAAGAGGACAAACUAUUCUAUAUCUAAGCAGCUUUAUGAGAGUUUGCUUAGUCUGAACAAAAUGAGAUGUAAGGGGAGAACUCUUGAUGUUUUUGAGGAGCAACGCAUACGACUGAAGUGGGAAAAAACAAAAGAAGGAUUUGUUGCCAACGUUAAUGUUCCGCUGAUUUACGAGAGCAAGAAAACUCGUAAUGUGCAUUUGAUUCCAAGCUUCCAGACCUGUUUUCUGGCAAGACAGUAUGUUCUGGAGCUUAAGAUAGGGAAAAACCAGCCCUUGGGGGUCCCGAUCCGGGUUGCCUAG
Messenger RNA from Ogataea parapolymorpha DL-1, 1974 nucleotides. Its product is annotated as Ubiquitin ligase-binding protein BUL1. Lineage: Eukaryota; Fungi; Ascomycota; Pichiomycetes; Pichiales; Pichiaceae. Bases 1 to 1974 code for a protein of 657 amino acids. The record is from RefSeq and is a predicted model, not a curated record. Gene Ontology annotation, cellular component: ubiquitin ligase complex. The transcript has a single exon. Gene Ontology annotation, biological process: protein monoubiquitination; protein polyubiquitination. Gene Ontology annotation, molecular function: ubiquitin-ubiquitin ligase activity.